GAUAUAACCUAAACCUAAACGACAAUUUGCGUAAUCUUAUAUGACUUAUAUACUAUUUACGUUACAGUAUGUGAUAUUGAUAUUUUAUGCUUAAAAAACAAAAUGAAAUUUAACGUGAGAUUCGUUUGAGGCUGUUUCAAAUUAAUUACAAGAACAAAAGCGCGCUUUCUGCGAGGCAACAAUUAAUUAUUUCCUGAUUGUCACAACACGUUAAAAAAUAUGUCUGGAAAAGGGAAACAGAGUUCUAAGAAAGCUGUCAUCAAGAUACGUGAAUCCGGGAAAACUUCACAACAAUCUUCAACAGCAAAUUCUGAUGGAAAUUCAGAAGUACCAGAGCCAACAACUUCUCAAUUUCUUCUAAAGACAGUUGACAAUAGUCGACAUUUGCCAAGAUAUACCAGUAUCUUAAAGCGUACAACCGAAGAAGGCGUUGUAAUGGAUGAUCUUGAUACAUUGCAAUUAGAGCUUGAAACACUUUUGUCGGCAGUUGUUGUACGGCAUCGUACACUUCAAGAUGAGAUUGCCAACUUAUUUUCAGCAGAAGAACGUAGAGAGAGAAGAUCAAAGAGUGGUAAGAGUUUAUCUCUACUUGACAAGAAGAUACGUGAAGAAAAAUUUAAGCCGAAGGAGAUCAACACCAAGAGUCAGUCGCCUUUACAUACAAAACUCUUUAAGCAGAAGACAGUAGGAAGUUCAACCAGUCAGGUUGUGCCAAACUUACAUGAAAUUUCGAGAAUCGAAGGAUCUAAGUCUGAUGUACCAAAGCUGCUCUUACCAAAAAAUGAUACACCCAAUAAGUUUUGGGCAUCAGUAGAUCCCUAUUGCACUGAUAUUAUGCCUGAUGAUAUUAAAUUAUUGGAGGAAUUGAUUGCUACCCAUGGAGAUACAAGUGAAUUUAAGAAGAUUCCUUCUUUAGGCCGUCAUUAUAGCUUAAUGUGGGCACAUAAUGAUUUAUUGCAGGAGGAAGAUGCAGCCAACCCAAACAGAGACAAGAAGAAAAAUCGCACAGAUAUAUCACACUUGAUAUCCAAAAGUGACAAAAAAACUAAUAGUAUCGCGGGACCUCUUACUCAGAGAUUGGUUUCUGCACUGCUGGAAGAGAACGUAUAUGUUGCAAAUAAUAACAUGGAAAAUAAAUUAUUCCGAGAUGGAGAUCCACCUGUUUUGCGAGACCUAUCUAUCCACAAUUCCAUAAACUUGGAGUUACGAAUGCAUAAAGAAUUGAUCGAGCAAGGUAUCUUGGAACCGGAUGCGCAAAAAAAGAAUCAAGAAGAUAAUGAAAUUUUUGCAGAAAUUAAAAGAUGUCAACAAGAACUUACUGCGUUAUCUAAUCAUAAUGUUACGCAGCUAAAGAGAUUAUUAAAUUUAGCCCAGGAGGAAAGCAAAAGGCAAGCGUUGAAACGGAAAAUUAGCGUUGCGGAUAAUGAGGUGAUAGAACAUUAUAAGAAAUUGACCUUGGCAAAACAGAGAAAAGUACCAUUGACGAGAAAAGAUCAUGAGAAAGCAUGGGCAUGUCUCCGAGAAAGAGAGAAUCUAUUGGAACAAUUAAAUGUUACCAAAUAGUUUUAAAAUAUUUUAAAUUAUAUGAUGAUUGUCAUAAAAAAUAUUUGUUGCGAUUUUUUAUUUAAACAUAAUAGUAUUAUAAAUCAUGAAUUCCGUAUGCUAAGAAAUAUAUAGAAGUUUAACAGAGAUUUCAUAGAGAAAUUAAUGCAUAAUUCUAUUGUGAUAAAAAUUUGUGCAACAUAAGAGUUUUGAACCCAAUAAUGUUAUAUAUACCAAAGUAUAUAUUUUAUUAAACAUGUAUUUUUCGGCAUAUAUGUUGCACGAUUAAUUUGUACUUGUAAUACUUCAAGUUUGAAUAAUUUAAUAUAAAAAUAUAAGCUUUCUUUUUAUUGAAAAUUUAUGUCGUAUCAAAUUAGUUUUUUUUAAAUACAACAUAAUGUUGUAUACAUCAAUGAUUUCCAAACAAGAUACAAAAAUUUUGAUUUACAAUAUUCGCAGUUUUAUUUAAGAAUGACGUAUUAAUUUUCAUUGAUGCUCUUGUUAUAAGUAUACCAAUAAUUUUUUUAAAUAUAAGUAGUGAUUUUUGUAGCAUAGUUUGUAAUAUGGAAUUUAUAAAUAAAAUAUGAAUGCGCGUAAA
Messenger RNA from Wasmannia auropunctata (little fire ant), 2140 nucleotides. RefSeq names its product transcriptional adapter 3-B (gene Ada3). The record is from RefSeq and is a predicted model, not a curated record. Lineage: Eukaryota; Metazoa; Arthropoda; Insecta; Hymenoptera; Formicidae. The coding region runs from base 220 to 1563 and encodes 447 amino acids. The transcript has 2 exons. Gene Ontology annotation, biological process: regulation of transcription by RNA polymerase II. Gene Ontology annotation, cellular component: SAGA complex. Gene Ontology annotation, molecular function: transcription coactivator activity.